This is a messenger RNA of Orcinus orca (killer whale), 908 nucleotides long. Its product is annotated as 40S ribosomal protein S2-like. NCBI's taxonomy places the organism in Eukaryota, Metazoa, Chordata, Mammalia, Artiodactyla, Delphinidae. Gene Ontology annotation, molecular function: RNA binding; structural constituent of ribosome. Gene Ontology annotation, biological process: translation. The record is from RefSeq and is a predicted model, not a curated record. Gene Ontology annotation, cellular component: cytosolic small ribosomal subunit; ribosome.
CAAACGGCGGAUGACGCUGGUGCUGCGGGAGGGCCCAGAGGCCUUGGGGGCCCUGGAAUGGGAGGCCGAGGUGGCUUCCUCAGAGGCUUCAGCCUAGGGGUCCUGGGCCGGGGCCAAGGCCAUGGAGCUCACAGAGGCAAGGCCGAGGACGAGGAGAGGCUCCCUGUCACCAAGCUGGGCCGCCUGGUCAAGGACAUGAAGAUCAAGUCCCUGGAGCAGAUCUAUCUCUUCUCUCUACCCAUCAAGGAAUCUGAGAUCACUGACUUUUUCUUGGGGGCAUCCCUCAAGGAUGAGGUUUUGAAGAUUAUGCCUGUGCAAAAGCAGACCUGUGCUGGCCAUCGGACCAAGUUCAAGGCAUUUGUUGCCACUGGGGAUUACAACGGACAAUGUGGUUUGGGUGUCAAGUGCUCUAAGGAGGUAGCCACUGCCAUCCGUGGGGCCAUCAUUCAAGCCAAGCUCUCCAUCAUCCCAGUGCAGCAAGGCUACUGGGGGAACAAGAUUGGCAAGCCCCAUACCAUCCCUUGCAAGGUGAAUGUCCGCUGUGGCUCUGUGCUGGUGUGCCUCAUCCCUGCCCCCAGGGGCACGGGCAUUGUCUUAGCCCCUGUGCCCAAGAAGCUACUGAUAAUGGCUGGAAUUGACAACUGCUACAUCUCUGCCAGGGGCUGCACCACCACCCUGGGCAAUUUCGCCAAGGCCACUUUUGAUGCCAUUUCCAAGACCUACAGUUAUCUCACUCCUGAUCUCUGGAAAGAGACAGUGUUCACCAAGUCUCUGUAUCAUGAAUUCACUGACCAUCUUGUAAAGACCCCCACCAGAGUUUCCAUGCAGAGGACGCAGGUGCCAGCUGUAGCCACCACAUAAUUUUAUAUGAGAAAAAUAAAGUGAAUGAAGCUGGUUAAAAAAAAAAA